AGGCCACGAGCAGGCCGCCGACAUGCUCCUCGACGUGGGCGCCGUGCACCUGCUCGACGUGCCGGACGCGGCGGGGGACACGCCGAUUGCGCUGGCGAUGCGGAAGAAGAACCGCUUCAUGGUCCUGAGCUUCCACAAGUGCCAGCUGCUGCAGGCCUCGCUUCGCCGCGGGCGAGGGCCAACACUCCAACCGGGGCCCACGCCCGCGCUGCGCGGGCGCUCAUCGGGAGGCCCUUCUUUUCGCGCAACCACUUCGCGAACCUGUUCGUGGGUUUCAUUUCGAAGAAGACAACGACCCACAGGCAUACAUUCCCGGAGGUUCGCGCGGACUCCUCGGAUCGGCGGCGCCCUCGACGCAGGGGGCGGCGCCGAACGCGCCACCAGGGAGCCCUCGCGCCGAUCACCGGGAUCCGCGCGCAGG
This is a messenger RNA of Prorocentrum cordatum, 421 nucleotides long. The record is from the annotation of a GenBank genome assembly. NCBI's taxonomy places the organism in Eukaryota, Dinophyceae, Prorocentrales, Prorocentraceae.